This is a messenger RNA of Amyelois transitella, 6908 nucleotides long. RefSeq names its product PAX-interacting protein 1 (gene Ptip). Bases 108 to 5198 code for a protein of 1696 amino acids. The transcript has 16 exons. The record is from RefSeq and is a predicted model, not a curated record. NCBI's taxonomy places the organism in Eukaryota, Metazoa, Arthropoda, Insecta, Lepidoptera, Pyralidae. Gene Ontology annotation, cellular component: MLL3/4 complex.
UCAAAAAUGGUGGACGUUGAAGCUUAGUUUCCGGCGUUUUGAUGAAGUAAAAAUAUGAAGUGUAUUUAAUUCAAGAAACCCCUUUUCAUUGUGUUGUAAAUUAGAAAAUGGUAACGAUUGUUGACGAUUUAGAUUCUUUAACUUUGAGCGAGCCAAUCUUCAAAGAUGUUAAAUAUUACUUGUCCGGAGAUGUCUCUGAAAAGAUUAUGCUGCUUCUACAGUCGGGUGGGGCUGAAGAAAAGAAGUAUUUCUCAGACUAUGUCACUCAUCUAAUUUGUGGUCAAAAUGCUGCAGACACAGAUCUCGAAGAUGCUCUGGACAUAUACCAGAUCCCUGCUGUGACAGAGUACUGGGUGCUCGCUUGUGUUAGGCUGAAAAGAUUGGCGAAUACAAGGCCAUAUGGCUAUUUGAAGAAUAAGAUAUUCUCUAAUGUGGUAGCUUGUGUGUGUAGACUAAGUGUCGCUGAUACAAAAAGUUUGUACGCAAUUCUAACCUAUCAUGGUGCAAAAGUGAAGUUACAGCUGGACACUCAGUGCACUCAUUUGAUCUGUGGUUCAGCCUCUGGCAAAAAAUAUAGUGCUGCUCUUACAUUACCUGCAUCUAAAAUAAAAAUAGUGACCCCUGAUUGGGUACAGGAGAGUAUAAGAUCAAGAAUACAAGCAGUCACAGAAGUUUUUCAUCCUAAACUCUUGAUAGUGCCACAACCUCAAAAACCAAUGGAUCGUAUAAGUGCUAUAACUGGAUUUGAUUUUGAAGAAGGUAUUGCCAAGAAUGAAGUGCCUACUCAAAAUCUAUCAGAAAAUAAAGAUGAUAGCACCCAAGCUUUGCUAGAUAAGCUGAAGCAAAGGAUGCCUUGGAAUCACCCUCCUUCUUCUGCUAACUCAUCUUCCAUAGCUACCUCUACUGUAACCUCUUUAGGUUUUACCAGCACUCCUAUGCCUACCUCUAGUAUCAUGAGCAAGUCCAUACCUCAAGGUAUAGUGACACAAAACCUUCAAAUUCAGAGCAGUCAGGCAAAUCCACAAUUGAUGCAGAAAUUUGGGCAGAACACAAUAGUGUCUCAGUCAGGAAUUAGUGUUCAAGGACAACAAAUCAAUUUGCAGCAGCAGCAACAACAACAACAUCAGCAGCAACAGCAACAACAUCAGCAGCAACAACAACAUCAGCAACAAUACAGCCAGGGUCAGCAACAACAGCCGCAUGGUUUAACAGCAAUACAGAUUCAGCAACAGAAAAUGCUACAGCAGCAUCAGUUGAAGAUGCAGAUGAUGCAACAACAAAACAAGAUUGGUAGCCAACAAACUCAGCAAUUCCAACCCAAUGUUUCUGUAUCUCAGCUGAACCAAGGUCUGUCAGGGCAGAUACAGCAUAUACAAGGCGCACAGCACCAUAUACAACAAAAUAUACAGUCACCAAACACUUCAAUGAGUUCUGCUCAGCAACAGAUUGAAAAUAUCAGUCAAAUGCUCAGUCAGAGUGCAAAUAACAUGCAGCAACAGCAAUUAAAUCAGCAGAAUAUGGCUAUGAAGCAGAGUCUGAGUAUAAGCCAACAAACAGCAUCCCAAGCUGUUCAAAACAUCGCUCAGCAACUUGCUCAGUCAACUCAAAGCUUCCAAAAUGCUAAAUUAAAUCAAAAUAUCAACCAAGGACAAGUGAUAACACAACAAUUUAUAGGUUCUGGUCAGCAAUUGUCUGCUCAAAAUCAAAAUUUGAUACAACAACAAACUGUUCAGUCAAUUAGUAACCAACAACAAAAUAUUAACAUGGGUGUGGUCAAUCAGCAAGGACUUGUGACCUCACAAUCUCAGCAAGGUCAGGGUCAAGUGCAGUUGAACCAACUUGUUGGUAGCACUGGUCAACAGAUUGGGCAACAAAUCCAGUCUAUACAACAAGCUAUUCAAGGUCAACAAAAUAGUAAUGUGCCUGUUCAAGGUGCAUGGAGACAGCAGAACAUACAGAUGGUCCAAAAUGUACAGGGUCAACAUCAAAUUAUAAGGAGUCCAUUGGUGCAGUCUCGUAACCCGCAAAGCCAAGUGGUGUUGCAACAGCAGAUAAUGCAAACUCAACAACAGGCAUUAAUAAACAACCAGCAACCGCAGCUGAGUCCUCAGCAUACAAUUCAGCAGACUUCCCAACAGAUAUUACAGCAAUCCAUCGGUUCUCAAGGGCAGACAAUAAGCCAAACUCAUCAUCAAAUCUUAGUACAGAAACAGCAAUUGUUAAAUGGGUCUGGACAGCAACAGAUAGUCCAAGCACCUCAGCAAGUGUUAAUAAACCAGCAUACUGGCCAACAGCAGAUUUUGGUUCAUGGAAACCAGCAGGUCACUCUGCAGAGCGGUCAGCAAAUUGUUUCCCAAAGUCAGAUAGUGCAUCAAGGGGGCCAAAUUGUGAAUCAAGGUGGACAACAGAUAAUUACGCAAGGAACCCAACAGGUUUUAUCACAAGGUGGUCAGCAUGUGAUAACGCAGCAAGGGCAGCAACAUCAAGUUGUGAUAGCUCAGUCUCCGCAGCAAAUUGUGACACAAUCUGGUCAGAUUAUUGGGCAGGCUGUAGGGCAGACUCAGCAAGUGUUAUCUCAAGUGCCGCAGUCUCCUCAGGGCGGGACACAGUUGACAUCUGGGGGUGGAAUUCAGCAAAUCAUCACUCACAGUGGUGGGCAGCAGAUUGUGUCUCCCGGGGGACAGCAGAUAGUCCAGGGGGGCCAAGCGUGGCAACAGCAACAAUACUUGCAGCAGAGACAGCAAAUCGCACAACCUGGUGCUGUAGGUCCUAGGGUAUCAUGGACAGCAGGCGGCGGCGGUCGUCAACUCAUUCACCUGGACGCGCAGACGCAUGCGCAACUACAACAAAUGGACCCCAAGCAGCGUGCCAUGUUCGUGGCGCAACUGCAGAAACGAAGACAGUUGUCUAUGCAAAGAGCUGCAGCUUUGGCACAGCAACAGCAAGGGGGCGUGGUGACUGGGACGCCGGGUGGGUCACAGCCCAGUGUCACCUUCAUCAGGAGCCAGCUGCCUGCAGGAUUGACUCAGCAACAACAGGUUCAAUGGUUACAACAACAAGGUGCCCGAGCUACUACUAUACCUGCAUCGGGUCCUGCGCAACCUCCGCAAUCUCCAGUAGGCGGCGCUCCCGUAGCGAGUCCGGGCGCGGCCACGGGAGGCGCCGUGGAGUCCCAGCUGCAACAGCUGCAGCUGCAUCGCCAGCAGCAGUACCAGCGGCUGCAGCAGUUGCAAGCCCAGAGGGACCACGUGGCCCACCACCACGCCCAUGUUAAACAGGUGGGCACCGCUGUGGGCCCCCACACGGUGCCGGCGGUGGGCGGCGUGGGCGCGGUGGGCGGCGUGGGCGGCGCGGUGGGCGGCGUGGGCCAGCCGCUGGCAGAGCCCAACGUGGACGCCGCGUUGCUCACCUCGCCACAGGGGGACCAACAGCAAGGAGCAAACAGCGCAUUACUAGUGAACCCUAAGACCAAAACAGCCUUGGCCAACAUGCUCAGUAUUAGAUUGCAGGGGGGCACCACUCCAACGGAACACGAGCCUUCAGCCGCUGGGACGCUCAGAUUAAUGACCGCGGUACACGCGGCCGGCGGGGCAGUGGGCGCGGUGGGGGGAGUGGGGGGCGUGGCAGCCGUCCGCGCGCCCGCCAGGCUGCUGCUGGGCCCGCAACACCCGCACCAGGCCGGCGCCGGCGUAGUGGGCAGCAAAGUAUACGCCGGCGCGGUCCGAGCCCCGCCUCCCCGAGCACAGUUCUACGGACACAACCCCAACCUCAAGCUGCCGCCAGAUCUCUUCUUGCUGGGCUGCGUGUUCCAUAUCGUGGAAUACCAGCAAUCGUGGGGGGCUGAUCGCGUGUCCCGCUGGGUGGAGGCCAUACAGCGGCGCGGCGGCGAAGUGGAGGCCAACUACUGCGCAAGAGUCACGCACGUGCUGUGCGAGACGCAGAAACAUGGCGUCGUUAUGCAGGCAUUGCGCGACGCGAAACGUUGCGUGACCGCGUACUGGCUGUCCGACGCCAUGCUGCGGCGCGCCGUGGCGCCGCCGUGGCAGGCGCUGCACCUGCCCGCCAUGUACGGCGUGCGCGAGCGCCCGGCGCGGCACCACCGCGCGGCGCUGUCCGGCUGGCGCGGCGACGAGCGGCUGCGGCUGGCGUGCUGCGUGGACCACGUCGGGGCUAAGAUGACCCCGUACAUGACCCGCGACAACACAGUGCUCAUCUGCAAGCGAGCAGAGGGCAACAAGUAUCGCAGAGCUCGCGAGUGGGGCAUCCCCGUGGUGACCGCCGCCUGGCUCACCGACCUGCUGCUCGGCAACAUGAGCGCGCUCUCGCAGAUCGAGAACACAAAGUAUCAGCAGUUCAAUUUAACAAGUCCCUUCCGCAUGGAUUAUAGCUUGGUGUCGCAUCUUAUGAACGGCUGGAAAAUGCCUAUAAACAUAACUCCGGAAUCUAACGAGCGCGCCAAGCGAGCGGCCGCGUCCGCCCCGGCCGGCCAGCGGCGCGCCAAGCGAGCGCGGCUGUCGCCCUCCCCGCUCUCCGCGCCGCUCUCCGCCCCGCCGCAGCUGCCGCUCGCGCUAGCGCCCAGGGUCCUGUUCUCGGCAGUGCCGCACGACCAGAACAGGCUCGCUGCUAUUGUCAGGCAACUAGGCGGUUCUGUGGUGACGUCCCCGGCCGAGGCCACUCACCUCGUCAUGGAGAAAUUGGUACGAACCAGCAAGCUCGUCAGUUGCCUCGUCACAGUCAAACAUCUUCUGUCCCCAGAGUGGGUUCUAGAAAGCCACAGAAUCAACAAGUUCGCUGACGAAGCGAAAUUCCAGCUGAGAGACGAAUCGUUCAACAGAAUGUUCAAAUGUGACAUAUCAGAAGUAUUACUAUGCGGCGAACAGAGAAGGAAACUCUUUGAGGGAGUAACUUUCUUCUUGACACCAUGCGUGAAGCCGUCGCGGGCGGCUCUCACGGAAAUGAUCGAACUGUGCGGGGGGAAGGUGGAGAAGAACAGACGAAGCUACGUCUCCAUACAAGAGUUGCACACGCAGAAGCCAUUCAGUUACUUAGUGCUCACAGUACCGAACGAUUUGCAUCUAGUGUAUUAUUUACUGCAAUCAGAAAAGACAUUGAAUGUCGUGUGUAGUACUGAGGUGGUUCUCUCUGCCAUCAUGAGGCAAAAAGUCGAAGUUGAAGAGUUCCUUGUCAAAAUCGACUAAUUUAUUAGUUCUGUUAUGAAGUAACGUUUUAUAAUUUAAUAAUAUUUUAGUCUUACUUCGAGUAAAGAUCUGAUUGAUUGUAACUAAAAGACGCACGAAGAAAUUUGUAUGUUCCAAUCAUCAGCCUUUUAUAAAAAAAAUUCUUAGCAUUUUCGAUAUAUAUAAUAUAUUUUUUUUUCUGUACUCAUGGUAUCUACUUAAAAUGGAUUGAACGCAAUACAAAAGAUAUGGAAUGUCAACUUUGAUAAAGGAUCUCUUUUUGCAAUAAUUCCUUAAUGAAUUUUCUUAUUAAUUCUUCAGAGUCGUUCGUAUAUAAAUGUAAUAUGCAUGUUGGAAUGUCAUAAACGGAGAUAAAAUAAUGAAAUUUGGUUCGGUAAAAUAAGUAUACUUAAUCUAAAUAUAAAAGUGAAUCUCUGACUGACAUAUCAACGCACAGUCCAAAACAAGUUUGGUAUGUAGGUUUUCUUAUGUGGGCCAGGGGUGCACUAAGAGAUGAUUUCCCGAAUUUAUGUUUGCGGGCAGCGCCGCAGGAGUCCUUUAGUGUGUCAUACAAAUAUUUUAAAGUAUGAUGUCGCAAUAUCUAAAAACGAAAAUAUAUUUCUGAAUGAGCUGUGAAGGUAGAUAUAAGAUAUAAAAUUGUUAAAAUAUUAAAAAAAAAUAGUUUUUCGGACCAAUAGUGUGGUAUAAACAGUACCGCAAAUUGUAUACACAUUUUCAUUAAACCCUAAGUGGAACCCUGAUAUGGCACUGACAUGAAAAUCUAAACAGUAUUUAUAUAAUAAACAGCAGCUCCAUUUUCACUUAACUCAUAUUGUUUAGUUGGGGAUUUCGGGAUUUACUAAAGCAUGACAGAUUAAUACACAGGAAGAAUCUUUGAGAAGUUUCCCAAAUAAGAACCCCCUUCUGACAAUUUGAGAGUAAUGUAAAGAGAGGCAGGGCUACAAAGUUGUAAAAAAAGUAUUCACGAGCGUGGAUGUUUUUUAAUGAAGUGAUUGAAGGUUUAGUAAAAAUAAAUAAUCUGACGAUUUCCACAAGCCGAAGUAAAUUCAUCAUCAUCAACCAAAGUUUAAUGCCUACAGCCACGUGAUUUUUCCUCUGUCGCUCUUUUUCUAUCUUACUAUUUCACUCUGUCCUCACUCUGAUUUCUGUUGCAUUAUUUACACUAAGGUUUCCACGACUUCAUGAAAGCUGAUCUCACACUCGUUCGUGGCAUGUUAUUGUUCAAAAUGUACUUUCAUUACAUUUUUGAAAAUUUAUAUCCCCCCCACCGAUAAACAGGUAUAUUUUAGUCAUUAUUUUUUAUUUUUAUCAUCUAAACUUAGCCACCCAAUAGAUCUCUUUGACGCUCAAGUAAAUCCCGAUUUGGUGCCGUGGUCUCGCCUACUAUUUGUUAUUCUUCAGUCGUGUCAGUGCCAUCCAUAUUCUAAAUAGAUUUUAUACAAAUAAAAAUUAAUAUUUAAGUUAUAACUUUCGUUUAUAAAGACGUUUCUUUUGUUUUGAAAUAUGUAUCUCGUUGUUUUCAACUGUUGUCCGAUAUUUCUAUUUAAAAUGGUUAUGCUAAGUAAAAACGCCCUUUUUGUUCAAUUUUUAAAAAAGUUUAUGUAUUUGAGUAUUUUGAGAAGCUUUCAUUUACAUACUUCUAUUUUGUAAAUAAUUUGUAAUUUUGGACCACAAGUCGUCUGAACAGAAAAUUAUACUAAUUGUUUAGUA